UUACUAGGAAAGAGCACACACAUGGCUUCUAAACCUGGAAUUCUCACAGAAUGGCCAUGGACACACCUUGGCAACUUUAAGUACUUGGUGUUGGCACCAUUUGUUGGUCAUAGCAUAUACUCAUUCUUGAGGGAGGGAGAUAUUGGAUACAUAGCCAUACUUCCAUUUCUACUCUUCAGAUUUAUUCACAACCAGAUAUGGAUAUCACUAUCGCGCUACAGGACUGCUAAGGGUAAUAAUCGAAUUGUUGAUAGGAGCAUUGAGUUUGAUCAAGUUGACAGAGAAAACAACUGGGAUGAUCAAAUUAUAUUUAAUGGGCUAUUAUACUAUAUUGGAUACCUGAGGCUGGAACAAGUUCAUCACUUGCCUCUAUGGAGAACUGAUGGAUUGAUUAUUACUGCAUUGACCCAUAUUGGUCCUGUUGAGUUUAUCUAUUAUUGGUUUCAUAGAGCUCUGCAUCACCAUUUUCUGUAUUCGCGUUAUCAUUCUCAUCACCACUCCUCUAUCGUUACUCAGCCUAUCAGUGCAUUUAUUCAUCCGUUUGCUGAGGUCGCAUCAUAUUAUGCCAUCUUUGCUGUUCCUGUAAUCGCAACAGAAUUCACUGGGACUACUUCUAUAGCUACAAUUACUCUUUAUGUCAUCUUUACUGAUUUCAUGAACAACUUGGGCCAUUGUAACUUUGAGCUCAUUCCUAAGUGGAUGUUCUCUAUGUUUCCACCUCUCAAGUACUUGAUAUAUACGCCCUCGUACCAUUCACUACAUCACACUCAAUUCAGAACAAAUUAUUCCCUUUUCAUGCCAAUAUAUGACUAUAUUUUUGGUACAAUGGACAAGUCGAGUGACACAUUGUAUGAAAAGUCACUUGAGAAAAAAGCUGAAGUGCCUGAUGUGGUGCACCUUACACACCUAACAACCUUACAAUCCAUCUAUCAUCUCCGACUAGGAUUUGCAUCUUUGGCCUCGAAGCCUUACACCAACAGCUCUAAGUGGUAUUUGUGGUUAAUGUGGCCUGUCACCCUAUGGUCAAUAGUGAUUACUUGGAUUUAUGGUCACACGUUUGUCAUCGAGAGGAAUUUGUUCAAGGAUCUCAAAUUACAAACUUGGGCUAUUCCAAAGUUUCGCAUACAAUACUUUAGUCAAUGGCAAAGAAAGAGUAUUAAUAAUUUGAUCAAGGAAGCCAUCACCGAAGCAGAUCAGAAAGGCGUAAAGAUUUUGAGCCUCGGACUCUUAAAUCAGGAAGAGAAGUUGAAUAACAAUGGUGAAAUUUACAUAAGGAAGCAUCCUGAGCUGAAAGUUAAAGUGGUAGAUGGAAGUAGCCUAGUUGUUGCUGUGGUUCUCAACUCCAUUCCUAAAGGAACUUCCCAAGUGGUACUUCAGGCUCGUCGUUUGUCUAAAGUUGCUUACGCUAUUGCCCUCGCCUUGUGUCAACGAGGAAUUCAGGUUGUUACGUUAGACGAAGAAGAAUACAAGAGACUUAAAGCAAGGUUUACCCCUGAGGCUGCAGCUAAUUUGGUCUAUUCGAAAAGUACUUGUGUUUCAAAGACAUGGGUAGUAGAUGACGAAUUGAGUGAAGAUGAACAAUUGAAAGCACCAAAAGGAACAAUUUUUAUUCCUUAUUCACCAUUCCCACCAAAGAAAGCUCGCGAGGACUGCUUCUACUUCAACACACCAUCCAUGAUUUGCCCAAAACAUCUUCAAAAUGUAGACUCUUGUGAGAAUUGGCUGCCAAGAAGAGUGGUGAGUGCAUCGAGAAUAGCUGGAAUUUUGCACGCGUUUGAAGGUUGGAACGAGCAUGAGUGUGGUGACAUGAUGUUUGAUAUUGACAAAGUAUGGAAAGCUAGUCUUGAUCAUGGUUUUUCCCCAUUAACCAUGUCUUCUGCUAUUGAAUCCAACAUCUAGAAAUAUAAAUUUAUUUUUGUAAAGAUCAUAUGUUGGAUCAUUGGUAACUAAUAAGUUUGUAGAAAUAAAUUAUCAUUUAGUA
This is a messenger RNA of Solanum dulcamara, 1981 nucleotides long. RefSeq names its product very-long-chain aldehyde decarbonylase GL1-4-like. NCBI's taxonomy places the organism in Eukaryota, Viridiplantae, Streptophyta, Magnoliopsida, Solanales, Solanaceae. Gene Ontology annotation, molecular function: oxidoreductase activity; iron ion binding. The record is from RefSeq and is a predicted model, not a curated record. The transcript has 10 exons. The coding region runs from base 22 to 1899 and encodes 625 amino acids. Gene Ontology annotation, biological process: lipid biosynthetic process.